AUGCAGCACCCUGAUUUCCAGCUGUCGCGGUGCACGGGGCGGAAGAAGGCGCUUUGCAUCGGGAUCAAUUACGUCGGGCAGCGGAACGAGCUGCGCGGGUGCGUCAAUGACGCCUCGAGCGUGUACCACUUCCUCGUCGACUACCAGCACUACAAGAAAGAGGACAUCGUGUACCUCUCCGACGAGGCGCAGGACCCGCGCUCCCACCCGACGCGCGCAAACAUGCUCAACGCGAUGCGGUGGCUCGUGCAGGACGCGCACCCGCACGACUCGCUCUUCUUCCACUACUCGGGGCAUGGCGGGCAGACGAAGGACCUGGACGGGGACGAGGUGGACGGGCUCGACGAAGUGAUCUUCCCCGUGGACUACGAGCAUGCGGGGACCAUCAUAGAUGACGUCCUGCACGAGACGAUGGUAAAGCCGCUUCCCCCCGGCUGCCGGCUCACGUCCUGCCACUCGGGCUCCUACCACUCGAACGGGCGCGUCAAGCAGGGGCAGGUCACGCGCCGGUUCAAGGAGCGCAAGUCGACGCCCGCGGACGUUAUCUCGUGGAGCGGGUGCAUGGACUCGCAGACGAGCGCGGACACGGUCGAGAACGGGCUCGCGGUCGGCGCCAUGAGCUACGCGUUCAUCAAGGUCUUGAAGCGGAACCCGGAAAUAUCGUACAUGAAGCUGCUGCAAGGCCUCCGGGAGAUCCUGAACAAGCGGUACAGCCAGAAACCGCAGCUCUCGAGCUCGCACCGCAUGCCGCGCAGGGGCAAUGGUGUUGUCUGUCCUGCUGUAAUCAUUCACGCGUUCAUGAGAUGUGCGGCGAUCGAGUUGGGUUGA
This is a messenger RNA of Heterobasidion irregulare TC 32-1, 828 nucleotides long. RefSeq lists its product as uncharacterized. Gene Ontology annotation, biological process: proteolysis. Gene Ontology annotation, molecular function: cysteine-type endopeptidase activity. The transcript is spliced from 14 exons. The record is from RefSeq and is a predicted model, not a curated record. NCBI's taxonomy places the organism in Eukaryota, Fungi, Basidiomycota, Agaricomycetes, Russulales, Bondarzewiaceae. The coding region runs from base 1 to 828 and encodes 275 amino acids.